CCUUCCUCUGGUCGUUGGGGGUGGAGAAAGGACGCCUGAUCUGGGGUGGAGCAGGCAGAAGAAAUCAAAAGUGAAAGCGAAGCUGGAGGGAGACAAGAAGAAGUGGGGAGGUGCAUCAACAUGGCAGAGUCAGAUGAGGAUUCCUUUAUCCAGCUUCCCAUUGAGAGCAUCUCAGCAAGUGGAUCUUGGGAGACGAUAGCUGAACAAACUGCGCGGGAGAUUAAGAAAUGUCAGGAUACAUGCAAAGCUUUGGAGAUGGACCGUUUGGCAUUGCAGGAAGGCAGAUUGGAGUGCGAGCAGGAAGCAUCCAAAUACCAAGAGGCAGCUGAGCUUCUCUUUACUAAACUCCGUCAGUAUGAAGAUAAAGUCCAUUCGCAGGGAUUAACAUUCAAGAAAAAGAUGCAGCAGCUGAAAGAAGAAGGAAAUCAGUUGCAACAGGAAAAGGAGGCAUUGGAAAAAGAACUAGAGGAGCUAGAGAGGGCUCAAAUUGUCCCAAAAGGUCUGCACAAGGUGGAAGCCAACCUUCCUGAGAGGAGUGUUGUGUUUAAAGGCCAUGUGGAAGAAGAGAAGACAGAAGGGACAUUGUCUGAUACAGUGGCAAUCCAGCCCCAGAUCCGAUGCCCCAUUCCUGGAGGGUCAGCUCUCAUUACUUUUGAGGAUCCUGAGGUUGCCCGUAAGAUCAUUGCAAUGGGGCAGCACCGGGUUCAACUGGAUGAGUGGACCUAUGUGUACGUGAAAGCCGAGCCAAUGACUUUGAUCUUGCCCUCAUCGGUGGAGAUUUCUGUGACACGGAGUCCCCGACAGAUCCUGCUAUCUGGAUUGCCCAGCCUUUCUAUCCCAGAGGACCGGCUGCUUGACAAGCUAGAACUGUUUUUCAGCAAACGGCAGAACAAGGGUGGUGAAGUGGAGCGUAUAGAAAGGUUGAGCGGUUCUGGCCACGUGGCAUUGACUUUUGCAGAGGAUGGAGUGGCUGAGCAUCUUGUCCGAAGAGGUCAGUUCCAGGUGCCCAUUGGAAAGGAGACCUACACAAUCAAGGUUUCACACCGUGUAAGCGGAGAAGUCUGCGAUCUACAGUUCCGCCCUUCUGCCUGUGCUCAGACUGUCCUGCUGUCAGGAAUUCCAGAUGUCUUGUGUGAGGAGCUGAUGCGUGAAGCCCUGGAGAUUCAUUUCCAGAAGCCCAGCAAAGGUGGUGGAGAAGUGGAAGAUGUUCUUUACAUCCCAGCAGGAGCCUCUGCAGUAGCUGUCUUCACAGAGGCAAAAGACUGAGUUGCCUCUGCUUUCCUGAGCCAGAGAAAGUGUGGUCUUCUCACUCAACACAAGCGGUGUCUAAAAUCUAUGGGGGAAGAAGAACAGAAACACUGAGGAUCUGGGAAUGGGAGGGAUGGAUUUUUGAUGGCUGAUAGUAAUAAAAAAUGUAGGAUAGCA
Messenger RNA from Sceloporus undulatus (fence lizard), 1425 nucleotides. It is a transcript of the gene IFI35, whose product is annotated as interferon induced protein 35. The coding region runs from base 121 to 1266 and encodes 381 amino acids. Gene Ontology annotation, cellular component: nucleus. Lineage: Eukaryota; Metazoa; Chordata; Lepidosauria; Squamata; Phrynosomatidae. The transcript has 10 exons. The record is from RefSeq and is a predicted model, not a curated record.